Lactuca virosa is the source of this 633-nucleotide messenger RNA. The record is from the annotation of a GenBank genome assembly. Lineage: Eukaryota; Viridiplantae; Streptophyta; Magnoliopsida; Asterales; Asteraceae.
AUGGCCAGCUCUGUUUCAAAAGAAAUCGACCUACUAAAACUUCGCCCGCCUUAUUAUAAUGAUUCAAUCAAAAUCCUUUUCCGGUUUGGGUUUGAUCCCAGAAGUGAUGAUUACAAGGUUAUUAAGCUUACAGGUGUUGUCCGAGAACACAGAAAUAUUAGCCCAUUUAACGGACCACUCAUUAAAGAUUGGCUGCAAGUUGAGGUUUAUAGUAUGAGAAAAGGAACCUGGGAGUUAAUCAGUCAAAAGUUUCCAUCGCAUGUUAUAAGCAUUGCCUUACAAGAUGAAGUUUGUGUAGAUGGCCAUGAUGGCCAUCUUCAUUGGCUUGCUAAUAUUCAGGAGAAUGUGAUGAAACAAACUAUAGUGGCAUUUGAUUUGGGAGUGGAGACGUUCUGUGAGAUACUUUUACCUAAUUCAAUGCAUGAUUACAAUGUGCACCACAGGAAUGUGUUAGGAGUUUUGGGUGGAAAGCUUUGUGUGAUGUCGGGUGUUAGAGAUGGAGGAUGUGAGGUGUGGGUGAUGGAUGAGUAUGGGGUGGUGGAAUCAUGGGUCAAACUCAUGCGUUUGGUGGUGAUAUUAUACAUCCAUAUGGAUUCACAUUACACAAUGAGUUUAUCUUUAAUGGGUUUUUGA